AUUAUCCUAAACGAUGGUUCCGAUUGGCGGACCGGUAGGUCAUGGUGGUCAUCCGAUCCACAUACCAACUCCGAUUCAGAAUGCUCCUCCCCCGUCCCAAAGCCAGCACGCACCGUCUAGUCAGAACCGGCAAUCGCUUUCGGUGAAACCAAACUAUACUCUGAAGUUCACACUUGCCGGACACACGAAAGCGGUGUCAGCAGUAAAAUUUAGCCCGAACGGUGAAUGGCUUGCAAGUUCCUCUGCUGACAAGUUAAUCAAAAUCUGGGGUGCGUACGACGGGAAGUUUGAGAAAACAAUCUCGGGCCACAAGCUUGGGAUAAAUGAUGUGGCGUGGUCGAGCGAUAGUCGCCUGCUAGUGACGGCCAGCGACGAUAAGACGCUCAAAAUAUGGGAACUCAGCUCGGGCAAGUGCCUGAAAACGCUGAAAGGUCACACCAACUAUGUGUUCUGCUGCAACUUUAACCCACAAAGCAAUCUGAUCGUGUCGGGCAGCUUUGACGAAUCCGUACGCAUCUGGGACGUACGAACUGGCAAGUGUCUGAAGACACUGCCCGCCCACUCGGAUCCGGUGUCGGCGGUACACUUCAAUCGGGACGGUUCACUGAUCGUUUCAUCUAGUUACGAUGGACUGUGCCGCAUUUGGGACACGGCAAGCGGUCAGUGCUUGAAGACGCUAAUCGAUGACGACAAUCCGCCGGUUUCGUUCGUCAAGUUCUCCCCGAACGGCAAGUACAUCCUGGCGGCAACGCUCGACAACACGCUCAAGCUGUGGGACUAUUCGAAGGGCAAGUGUCUGAAGACGUACACGGGCCAUCGGAAUGAAAAGUAUUGCAUCUAUGCGAACUUUUCCGUCACCGGCGGCAAGUGGAUUGUAUCGGGCAGUGAGGACCAUAUGGUGUACAUCUGGAACUUGCAGAGCAAAGAAAUCGUGCAAACGCUCCAGGGCCACACGGAUACGGUGCUCUGUACGGCGUGCCAUCCGACCGAGAACAUAAUCGCAUCGGCCGCACUUGAGAACGAUAAAACGAUAAAGCUUUGGAAGAGCGAUACGUAGAGCGGAU
Anopheles maculipalpis is the source of this 1064-nucleotide messenger RNA. RefSeq names its product WD repeat-containing protein 5 (gene wds). Bases 14 to 1057 code for a protein of 347 amino acids. Lineage: Eukaryota; Metazoa; Arthropoda; Insecta; Diptera; Culicidae. The transcript is spliced from 3 exons. Gene Ontology annotation, molecular function: protein binding. The record is from RefSeq and is a predicted model, not a curated record.